UCAAAAGUCGACUUGAAUGCUCCUACGGGAAAGAAGUGUAAUUGCGCUGCAGCUGUAAAAAUGUAACGGUAUAUUUUUGCUAAUUUUGAUUUGGAAAAAAAUAAAAACUACUAAAGGGCUGCUUUUUGGAUUUUUUUUUCCCUUCCGAGCAGUUUUCCCUUGACUUGGUAGUUUUUUCAGUCUUGGAGAAGAUGCCCCUGCCUCCAGCCCUGCUGGCCCGUUUGGCCAAGAGAGGAAUCCUAAAGCACUCAGAACAGGAAGCUGAAGAGGAGAUUAUUGCUGAAGACUAUGAUGACAACAAUGUGGACUAUGAAGCCACCAGAUCUGAGAAUUUGCCACCAAACUGGUACAAGGUGUUCGAUCCUGUCUGUGGUCUUCCCUAUUACUGGAAUGUGGAAAGUGACCUGGUGUGCUGGCUCUCUCCAAAUGAUCCCAGUGCUGUUAUUACCAAGGCAGCCAAGAGACUAAGAGCAGAGAUGGGAGAGGAAUGGGGGGAGAGGCAGUUUGAGAAGCCGGAAAGAGAGCGAGACAGAGAGGAGAUCAGGGAGAAGCGACUACAGCGCAGAGAAGAGAGUGCCCCCUACACCAAGAAUAAGCGAGGGAGAGAGCGAAAGGAUGAGGAGAUGGACCCAAUGGAUCCAAGUGCUUACUCAGAUGCUCCCAGGGGAACAUGGUCAACUGGGCUGCCCAAGAGGAAUGAGGCCAAAACAGGUGCCGACACCACAGCAGCAGGACCCCUUUUCCAGCAGCGGCCGUACCCCAGCCCUGGGGCUGUACUGAGGGCAAAUGCGGAGCUUACCAAAAUGAAGGAGUGAAGAGACCGCGUUUAUGGUAUCUACACCUGACACUGAAAUGUCCCUGGACUGACACACAUCCUAGUUUCAGGGAGGCCGGGAAAAAAAAAAAAACAGCAAAACUGAACUUUUGUAUGACAGCUUCAAUACCUUUGCCAUAUUUUAUGUUAACAGGAUAGCAAUGGUAAAUGUCUGGAGAAAAGCCAAUCUGAUGUAGAUUUCUUUAAUUUACCUAAAUAUCCCAGAGUAAAUGAACCUUAGAUUAAAAACAGACCUUUGGGGUGAUGCAUGUUCAUUGGUGGUUCAUUCUGAGGUUUGGGUGUCAGACCUACUGAUGAAACCAUACAAUGUUGAUUUAUUCUUGGAAGAGUCUGAUACCGUGUGUGUUUUUAAUGCUAACUUAUACAUACACCACAAACAAGCCUAUUCAAGUAGGAAUUGGCACUUGGGGGCAAAAAUGUCAUUUCAGUAUGACCAUUUUUAAAUUGAUCUUGUUUACCAGUGGUUCUGUUUGCUUUAAACUAGCUGAACUUUGUCAUUCCGCAGUGUUUUAUUAAAAUGAAGAUGUUGAAACUGACCAAGAGCACAACAUCUAACUUUGCUUCAAGAAUCAAUAUCGAUUUUCCAGUACCAGGUUGCUGAUGAUUGAGGGGGGGGAAAAAGACAAACACCUUGCAGUUCAAAAUAUUAGAACUUUUUUCCUGUAAUCCUUGCAGAAAGGAGCACUCAGUUCUACAAUUGCAUAGUAAAUGAGUUUUGAUCUUGAUCAGUUUUAUUGCAAAAAGAUACAAUCCCUGUUGUAGGGGAUAUUACCACAUGGACAAACAUACAAAAUGGACAAUUACAAUUUAAAAUUUAAAAAAAAAAAAAAAGCAUCUUAGUAUCCCAUUUCUUGCAUUACCAAUCCAGUGUGUAAUUCCGGUAUGGGACAAUCUAAGACCAAUUUUUUUUUUCCUGAAAGACAUUUUGAAAAUAUUUUUAGGAGGCUUGCUUCUUCUGAGUUUGUACGAUCAAGGAAACUAAAUAUCACUAACCCACUCAAACUUGCAAAUAUGCUCUACAACUUCUCAAGCUCACCUUGAGAGGCAAGUCACACUGGGAUACCACAGCUCAGGGUCAAACUUUGACAAAAGUGCUCUUACCACUUCCUACUACUACAACAGUAAUCCCUUUUAUUUUGCACUGGGAAAAUAGAAACUGAUAGGUUCAUUUCUUAAUUUGCCACUCUGUAUGGCCCCAUUGGGGGGAGGGGAGGACAACUAUAUAUGGUUGGCACAGAGGGUACAUGUGCCCAUAUUUGGGCCUAUUUAAAGGGCCUAAAA
Molecule: messenger RNA, 2116 nt
Organism: Scleropages formosus (Asian bonytongue)
Lineage: Eukaryota; Metazoa; Chordata; Actinopteri; Osteoglossiformes; Osteoglossidae
Gene: pqbp1
Product: polyglutamine binding protein 1
Exons: 7
Coding region: 192-815 (207 amino acids)
Biological process (GO): alternative mRNA splicing, via spliceosome
Cellular component (GO): nuclear body; cytoplasm
Molecular function (GO): ribonucleoprotein complex binding; protein binding
Source: RefSeq, a predicted model, not a curated record